AUGGAUCUCGGGAAACAAGCCAGCGAUGACGAGGAUAACGAGAUCGAGAUUGUGGAGCCCAAAACUGACACCAUUACCAUCGAUUCGGACAACGAAGAUGACACGCCCUCGACUUCAACGCAACAACCUCAACAGCAGGCCAUUAUGAAGAUAACUUCUGUCACAUCGGCGGCACCGAAAAGCGAACAGGUGGAGAACCAGGCCGACAUCGAUGUGGCGGCCUUCAGCUCCACGAUAUUGGCCAGCCUGCUGGAAGUGGAACUCCAGGAAGGGUCCACUGAGCCGAAGUCCGUUUCUCCCGGCCAAAAGAAACAGCCGCGCAAGAAGACAACGAAUAAGCCAAACCCGGCUCUUCUGCAGCUGGAACGCCAGCGCAUGGAGGAGCUGAAGAAAUCCGAUGCCAAGCUGAAAAUGAAGGUUGUGGUUAGGUUAAAGCGAGCUGAGGAUGAGUUCGAGGUGGCCCGCAAAUGGGUUGAGGAAUGCAGGAAAAAUGCUGCCAAGGAAGUGUCAUCAAAUGAUGCAACCAAGGAGCCAGCGAAGGCGCCAAGUGAAAAGGCAGCAGACUCCACCAAAAAGAUUUCGGAAAAACAGGAAAUUAAAGAGAAAGAAUCCUCGGACAAGAAAGAUUCUAUAAAGGAACAAGGCGAGGAAAAAGUGACUGUCGUUGAUAAGGAAAAGUCCAAAAAUAAGGAAAAAAUUGGAGAAAUAUUGAAAGCGGCAAUAAAAGCCAAAAUUGGAGAAAAGGAGAAGAAAUUGGCUAAAGAAAAACUUGCACAGGAUGAAAAUACAAUUGACAAAGAGAAGAAAUUAGAAGCAGAUAAAUCAAAUAAAGAAAAAUUAGUAACAAAAGAAAUAGGAAAUAAAGAAACAUCAGAUAUAGAAAAGGAAAAAGUAGCUGAAAAGAUAGAAUCCAAAAUUGUAAAGGAAGGAAUUGAGGAGGAAUCCUGUCAAGUCUCAAAAAAAGGUAAGGAUGUCAAUAGCAAAGAAGUUUCGGAAAAAAAAAAUCUGAAAAUACAGAAAUGGAAGUAGAUUCUGAAAUAGCUUCGGAAGAAAAACAGGCUGAUCCCAAAGAAAUUGACGUCGACUCCGAAAAAAAAUCAGAAAAAGAGCUGAGUGGUGCUGCAGAAAUGGAAGUAGAGUCCGAUAUUGUUUUAGAAAAAGAAAAGGCUGAUAAACAAGAAAAGAAAGACGAUCUUGACCCAGUUUCAGAAAACAAAAAAGCUGAAAAAGAUACAAAUCAAAAUACGAAACCAUCUGUAAUUAAGGAGGAUGAAAAGAAGCUGCUCAAAGAAAUGUUUUCUGAGGACGAAACGAGUGAAAUAGAAGAAGUCACUG
Messenger RNA from Drosophila takahashii, 1335 nucleotides. The record is from RefSeq and is a predicted model, not a curated record. Lineage: Eukaryota; Metazoa; Arthropoda; Insecta; Diptera; Drosophilidae.